ACCUGCUUCCAAGAUGGUGAGUGGAUUUUACACCGACGGGAAUAUUUCACUAAUCCUUAAACAUCUCGCUUCAAACUCACUAUUUUAUCACAGUGACACUAAUGGGGAGUCUCUCGUCAUCCCCGAGAAGUUCCAGCACAUUCUUCGUGUUCUCAACACGAACAUCGAUGGACGGAGGAAGAUCGCCUUCGCCAUCACCGCCAUCAAGGUCCUCGCCAACGGUCUGGACAACAAGCUGAGAGAAGAUCUGGAGAGGCUGAAGAAGAUCAGGGCUCAUCGUGGUCUCAGGCACUUCUGGGGUCUGCGUGUGCGCGGUCAGCACACCAAGACCACCGGCCGUCGCGGUCGCACCGUCGGUGUGUCCAAGAAGAAGUAAACUCCCUGCUUCCCCUCGUUUCAAUAAAGCCACAGUUGAUGAAA
Messenger RNA from Morone saxatilis (striped sea-bass), 420 nucleotides. RefSeq names its product ribosomal protein S18 (gene rps18). Gene Ontology annotation, molecular function: RNA binding; structural constituent of ribosome. Gene Ontology annotation, biological process: translation. Lineage: Eukaryota; Metazoa; Chordata; Actinopteri; Moronidae. The record is from RefSeq and is a predicted model, not a curated record. Gene Ontology annotation, cellular component: ribosome; small ribosomal subunit; cytosol.